AUGUCAUCAGGCCAAAUUGCCCUCGAAGAUAAAUUCUUUGAAGUCAAGCGAAUUGAUCCUGAAGGAAAGAAAUUCGAUAAAGUAUCCCGUUUAUAUUGCGAAAGUGAAGAUGAAAUGGAAUUAGUCAUUGAUAUCAACACGGAUAUAUUUCCUGUUGAUUUUGGUGAUAAAUUAACUCUUUCAUUGGCUACCAGCCUCGAAGUGAGUGGUGGUGCUGCUUCAGCCGCCACGAAAAAGUCAUCGGAGCACGGUGCUUCAUCAGCCGCCAAAAAAACAAAAGAUUAUUUUGAUCCAUCACUAGGAACCGAAGACAAGCCUUCACUCAUGGAUCAAUACGAUUACGUCAUGUAUGGAAGGGUCUACAAAUAUCAACCUAAAGAUAAUUUUGAGAAGGAGAAGCUAGAGACAUUCAACAUAUUGAACCUGAUACUCAUUUGUAUUUAUUAA
Naegleria fowleri is the source of this 447-nucleotide messenger RNA. RefSeq lists its product as uncharacterized. Gene Ontology annotation, molecular function: DNA-directed RNA polymerase activity. The coding region runs from base 1 to 447 and encodes 148 amino acids. Lineage: Eukaryota; Heterolobosea; Eutetramitea; Acrasida; Naegleriidae. Gene Ontology annotation, cellular component: RNA polymerase I complex; RNA polymerase III complex; RNA polymerase II, core complex. The transcript is spliced from 2 exons. Gene Ontology annotation, biological process: DNA-templated transcription. The record is from RefSeq and is a predicted model, not a curated record.